GACACUUUCCCGUUUCUCAGAGAAUUCUCAUGUCUCGCCUUCUGUUUCUCUCUCUCUUUCCUGCUCUCACUAGCUAUCUAUCUCCAUUAUAGACACUCCAGAGUCUGUUCAAUUUCAUUUUUGUUAAGAUCGUCUUCUCCAUUCUACUCAGCACGUGUCAAUAUAGCUGCGGUUGACCGUAUAAUUACACUUCCCUAGUUCGGAGUCCCGGCGGUCAUGCCGAGCUUUUGCAGAGUUGCACCUGAACUGGUGACGCCGGAUUUCGAAGACGUGAUUUAUGUUGCAGCUGGGAAGGAUGUGAAAGAGGGCAAAGCGAAGCUUGUUUGGACAGUGAAUCAAUCCAGAGGCAACGUCAAGAUCUGUAUCAUUCAUGUUCUAGUUCCUUCAAAGACGAUCCCCAUGGGCGGCCUGGGUGCUGAGAUCCCCGCGAACUUGGCGAACGAGAUCUUGUUGAGGGAACACAGAGAAAACGAGAGGAUAAACAUGCAUAAGAUCUUGGAUACCUACCUGCACGUUUGUACAGAAAUGGGGGUACCAGCAGAGAAAAAGUACAUAGAAUCGGACAGCGUUCAAAAGGGAAUUGUGGAGCUCAUAUGUUUACAUGGGAUCAGAAAGCUUGUAAUGGGUGCAGCAGCAGACGGACGCUGUUUCAAGAAGAUGACAGAAAUCAAGUCCAGGAAAGCCAUCUUCGUUCGCGAUAAAGCUCAUAUCUCUUGUCAAAUUCGGUUUAUCCUCAACAGGCACCUCAUUCACACUAGGGAAGCUCGAACAGCUGAAGCCAUUGGAGAAGUUCCUACUGAUGCAACAUCACCAACGAGUCCAGCCCUUGGAGCUGGAAAGUCAGUUUUCUUGAAAUCACGAUCUGACACACAGCGAAGUGGUACGGCAAAGUUGAGCAAUCCAUUUCGAGACCUCAUGAGAAGAGCGUUCUCCGUGAACGCUGAUCGACAUUCAGCGAGGCCAAUAGCUUCUCCUCCGCCAGAUAGCACUCCUUCUGAUCAGUCCAAUUUGGAGUGCAUGCUGGAGACGCACGACACUCCCCAAGAACUCACAACAAGCCUUUCCCAUCAUCUGCAGUUGAUUCCGUCGGUCUAUCAUACUGGCCAUUCAUCAUUUUCCAACACUCCGGAUUUGGAUGAAAAUGGCAUGCGAGAAGUGCUUGAGGAGGGAGCGAUGACUCGUGCUGAAGAUGAAGUAGGUAUCAUUGAGAGCAGGCGAAAGGAUCCCAGGAAGAGAUUAUACGCUGAGAAGUUGAAGGAAGAACAUGAGAAGGUGAUGGAAGAACUUCGCAUUGCCCAGGCCCAGAAAUCGCAGCUGAAGGACCAAUUCGUGGAGACCGACCAGAGCAGAAAGGAGUUGGAGCUGAAAAUCAUUGCAAGCGAGGAAAUAUUGCGGGCUUUGGUACAAAAGCAAGAACUGUUGCGGAUCGAACUCGAGAAUGCACUCCUAAAGGCCGAGGAGGAGAGCAGAAGAAAAGGAGAUUCCUCCGGCACAAAGUUCUUCUCCGAGUUCUCCUUUACCGAAAUUGCAGAAGCUGCGCAGAACUUCGACCCAUCCUUGAAGAUCGGGAAAGGUGGCUGCGGGACCGUGUACAGAGGUUUGCUUCGACUUACGCCAGUGGCUAUAAAGAUCAUGAAUGGUCCUAGCACGCGAGGUUCACAAGAAUUUCAACAGGAGAUCGAUGUGUUGAGAGAGGUGAAGCAUCCUAAUCUCAUCACGCUCAUCGGCGCUUGUCCUCAGCCUUGCACUCUUGUUUACGAAUAUAUACCAAACGGUAGCCUCGAACAUUGGCUCCACGACAGUGACAGGGCGAAGCAGCUGCCAUGGCGAGCCCGAAUAUGCAUCGCCACAGAGCUCUGCUCUGCCCUGGCCUUCCUCCACUCUUGGGAGCCUCACAGCAUCGUCCAUGGGGACGUCAAACCAGGAAACAUCCUACUGGACGCGCACUUCAAGAGCAAGCUCAGCGAUUUCGGCAUCUCCCGAUUGCUGUCUGGGGGCGAGCGGUCGAGCAACAACACCGCCGUCCUGCACCUGACCAACCCGAAAGGGACGUUUGGGUACGUGGACCCUGAGUUCGUCGUCACCCAUGAGCUCACAACGAGGUCCGAUGUCUACUCUUUCGGGAUUAUACUACUUGAAUUAUUGACGAGGAGGCCCGCCUUAGGAAUAGCAAAUGCAGUGCAAGAGGCAAUUAGCACAGGGACUUUGGCGGCCAUCUUGGAUUCAUCGGCUGGAGAGUGGCCCUACACGCUGGCCGAGAAGUUGACUCAUUUGGCUUUGAGUUGCUGCGAGAUGAGCAGAAGGAGUAGGCCGGAUCUCAAGUCGGAAGUGGGGACGGUGCUCCAAUCGAUCCGAGCUUCCUGUUGAUAAACCAAGACUUUCGAAUACUCGGGAAUUGAGCGAUAUACAUGUUGUGGUUGUGUACUUGGUCUCUUAAGUAAAUAGACUUACGGGGUCACGUGUCAAUGUCAUCCGUGAGUACCGGCUGAUUUGUGUGUAUUCGCAAAUAUAAAUGUCUUGCUACGUCAUGUAGAUACGUACCUACCAUUGUUCUUAUGGAUGGAUUUUUUUUCUUGUGCAUUAAGUA
Eucalyptus grandis is the source of this 2587-nucleotide messenger RNA. Its product is annotated as U-box domain-containing protein 33. Gene Ontology annotation, biological process: protein phosphorylation. The coding region runs from base 217 to 2367 and encodes 716 amino acids. The transcript is spliced from 8 exons. Gene Ontology annotation, molecular function: ATP binding; protein kinase activity. The record is from RefSeq and is a predicted model, not a curated record. Lineage: Eukaryota; Viridiplantae; Streptophyta; Magnoliopsida; Myrtales; Myrtaceae.